Messenger RNA from Manihot esculenta (cassava), 2868 nucleotides. RefSeq names its product mannosyl-oligosaccharide 1,2-alpha-mannosidase MNS3. NCBI's taxonomy places the organism in Eukaryota, Viridiplantae, Streptophyta, Magnoliopsida, Malpighiales, Euphorbiaceae. The record is from RefSeq and is a predicted model, not a curated record. Gene Ontology annotation, biological process: carbohydrate metabolic process; N-glycan processing. Gene Ontology annotation, molecular function: calcium ion binding; mannosyl-oligosaccharide 1,2-alpha-mannosidase activity. The transcript has 6 exons. Bases 482 to 2371 code for a protein of 629 amino acids. Gene Ontology annotation, cellular component: endoplasmic reticulum; membrane; trans-Golgi network.
CCCAAAGCUGUAACGGAAGGGUGCGGACGGACACGCGAAUGGGUCAGAGUAAUGGAGAAAACAGAAAGGUCUCGCUCUCCCUCUCCCUCUCCCUCUCCGUCACGUUGACUUGAAUAAUAGCGCGUCUCAUUUAAAUUCUCUCUCUCGCUCGGUUUUUGUCUCGUUUCCCUUCUGGAAAAAAAACCAGCUAUAGCAAACCCAAGCCAAAAUUAAACCAAACCAAACCAAACCAAACUAGUUAGAAGUUGCCGUUCUUUCACCAUUCCCACGAAUCCAAUCCCCGCCCACAGAUACAAUUUUCCCUCGCUUUCUCUAUCUUUCUCUCUGUAAUUUCUCUAACGAUUCUUUUGAUUGGAUCCGAUUCUCAGUUCUGAUCCAAUAUUCUCCACUACUCUCGCUUUGCCGCUCUGUCUCUCUGCAUCUGUAGAUAAAGGAGCGUGGCAGAUCACUGGAAAACAAACAAACCUAAUUUGAUUUGAACAUGUCGAAAUCCCUCCCUUACUCCAUGAAAGAUGUUCACUAUGAUAACGCCAAGUUCCGCCAACGCUCUUUCGUCAAGGUGAUAGCGCAGUCCUUCGUUACCAGUAACUUAAAGCGUAAAUGUAUAAGUUGUAGUACUGGGAAGUUUCUAAUGUUAUUGAUGAUAUUUGGUUUAGCAUUGCUUUUGAUGACUCAUACAAGCAGUCACCAUUCUUUUUCUGAUGGACUAGCAAAAGGAACAAAUGUUAGUGAAGAAAUUACUAUGGGUGGAAGUAGCAGAUUUGGAAGAUUUUGGAGGAAACCACCAAGGCUUCCUCCUCGAUUAUCACCUGAUGAAAAAGGUACUAAUAAUAAACCUAGCAAUGAAUCGUUGAGGUUAAAUGCUGAUCCAAUAUGGAUUGAAAGGCAACAAAAAGUGAAGGAAUCUUUCCUGCAUGCUUGGUCUGGCUACAAAAAGUAUGCAAUGGGAUAUGAUGAACUUAUGCCCCUAAGCCAGCAGGGAGUUGAUGGGCUAGGAGGUCUAGGUGCUACUAUUGUGGAUGCUCUUGAUACUGCCAUGAUUAUGGGUGCUAAUGAAGUAGUUUUUGAAGCAGGCUCAUGGAUUGAAACACACCUUUCUGAUAAGAUUAGCAAGAACGGCCAAGUUAAUUUAUUUGAAACUACCAUCCGUGUCUUAGGUGGACUUUUAAGUGCAUAUCAUUUAAGUGGAGGGGGACAACAUAAUAACUCUAUGUAUAAGGGGCCAAAACCAAUUGUUUAUCUAGAAACUGCUAGAAAGUUGGCUGAUCGUCUUCUAGUGGCUUUUACUUCCAGUCCAACUCCUAUUCCAUUUAGUGAUGUUGUUCUUCACGGUCCCUCAGCGCAUCGUGCUCCUGAUGGUUUGAGCAGUACUUCAGAAGUUUCAACUUUGCAACUUGAGUUCAAUUAUCUCAGUACAGUUUCUGGUGAUCCCAAGUACAGCGUGGAAGCUAUGAAGGUUUUGGCACAUAUGAAGAAUCUACCAAAGGUGGAAGGGCUGGUUCCUAUCUACAUAAGCCCUGACUCUGGUGAAUUUAGCGGAGAGAAUAUUAGACUGGGUUCUCGUGGUGACAGCUACUAUGAGUACCUAAUUAAAGUAUGGCUUCAGCAAGGAAGCAGUCAAGAUUCUGAUUUUACAUAUCUGCAUGACAUGUAUGAGGAGGCAUUGAAGGGUGUUAGGCGCUUACUUGUUCAGAAGUCGAUCCCAAAUGGAUUGGUUUUUGUGGGGGAAUUGCCUUAUGGACCAAAGGGUGUUUUUCGUCCGAAAAUGGAUCACCUGGUGUGCUUUUUGCCUGGUACUCUUGCUCUUGGUGCCACUAAGGGCAUAACAAAGGAAAAGGCAAUGAAAGAUGAUCUGCUUAAAUUUGAAGACCUUGAAAAUUUAAAGCUCGCUGAGGAUUUAGCAAAAACAUGCUUUGAAAUGUAUUCAGUCACUUCUACUGGUCUUGCCCCAGAAAUUGCUUACUUCCAUACAAAGGAGUAUUAUGAAGGUGGGCUUGAUGGGGGGAAUAAGGGUUCAAAGUUUGUUGAUGACAUAAUAAUCAAACAUGCUGAUCGUCAUAAUCUUUUGCGCCCUGAAACUGUGGAAUCCUUGUUUGUAUUAUAUCGGGUUACAGAGGACCCAAAAUACCGUGAAUGGGGUUGGCAGAUAUUUGAAGCAUUUGAGAAGUUCACAAAGGUUGAAUCUGGUGGGUACAGUUCUUUAGACGACGUUACUUUGCUUCCUUCUCGAAGAAGAGACAAGAUGGAGACGUUCUUUUUAGGAGAGACAUUGAAGUAUCUGUACUUGCUAUUUGGGGAUACCUCUGUUAUUCCAUUGGAUAAGUUUGUCUUCAACACAGAAGCCCAUCCUCUUCCUAUUAAAGGUACCUGAGAGGGCCUGAAUGUCUUACUGCAUAUAAAGCAUACAUGUGAAGAAACACACUUGCGACUUGUAUGUUGGUGGGAAAUCGACUCGAAUACUUUUGGAAAUUUUGUUGGUGCAUCAUUGGAAUGGUUGGUCCUGGAAAACACAGCGAUCCAUGACUGUGAUGUCAAGAAAUGUUAGCAGUGCAAUGCUUCAGUCAAUUGAUCUGCACUCAGUUGCCUACAGAAGAACAAUUUUUUUGGAACCUAUAUUCAUAUGGCCGUCAAAUUAUGGAUUAUGGCAUGGUUGUAACAUGUAAUUGUUUAGUUAACAUUCUUCAUAAUUAUAUGUCAAUGGUUGCUCUUUGCUCCAAAAUUAUUGAGUGAAAAUGCAACCAUUUGUAAUUGACUUGUCCAAUUUCCAGCACUUGCUGCAGUUUUGGAGGCCUAUUUGGACCAACUGAUGUAUUAUAUUUUUUGUUAAUAUUUCUUUAUACAUCGCUCAAAGUAUCAAGCUAACCAAAA